Messenger RNA from Phycodurus eques (leafy seadragon), 7492 nucleotides. RefSeq lists its product as uncharacterized. The transcript is spliced from 10 exons. The record is from RefSeq and is a predicted model, not a curated record. The coding region runs from base 523 to 6663 and encodes 2046 amino acids. Gene Ontology annotation, molecular function: protein binding. NCBI's taxonomy places the organism in Eukaryota, Metazoa, Chordata, Actinopteri, Syngnathiformes, Syngnathidae.
UACGGGAGAACUCGUCUUUCCAUAAGUUGCGUUUCUGUCAACCCCUCGCUGUAAACUUCCAAAGCUCCCCCCCGCCCCCCGAGUCAGUUAGCCCCCAUGGCUCGUCCGAAUGAAAUGCCCUCUUCUUGUCGGGACUCUCCGUUGAGCGUUCACCCGGCUAACAACGCUGCGUUAGCUUUAGCAUUAGCCGUCGGUUCGUCGUCACUGACAUCACUAUUCUGACGUGAGCAAUCUUUCCUCCUAACUUGAGUUUCUGCCCGAACGGCGUUUAAAGGAAUUACGAUGCGACCAUGGAGACCGAGCGGAGCAACUGCAGGCCGAGUCCGGUGGACAAUAGCGAGUAGCUAGCCAUAGUAAGAUGACCGCUUUUUCAAAAAUAAAAAAAUAAAUAAAAACGAGGAGAAGUAGACUUGCUGUGGGAUUUUGGAGCAACGUUUUAAACGUUAAGGAUUCCCCAUCACAGCAACAGUAUGAUUGACAGCUGUGACCUCCCUGCAGGCUCUCACCCAUAAGGAUUAGGCCAUGUCCGGGAUCUUGUCUUCGGGUUCUGGGACCGGCACUGAUGACAUGGACCUUGAUACGUCCGAGGAUGUUCUCAACAAUGGCGCCUCUGUUGCUCCCGUGGAGCACCUGCCGACCAGCAACGAAGGCAUGUCUGACUUCUCCAACAGUGACAUCUCGCUCCCAGAAGUCUGCAUCACCACCAACUUUGAGGAGAGCAUGAGCCACGAGGUCCAGCAAGCCUAUAGAAUCUUCUCCAGCUUUCUCCUGGACAAGCACAAGGCAGUCGCUAGCCUGUUCCUUCACGCUGUCGGCCAUCAGGAGGCACAGUGCGGUGUCGGUGGUAUCUGUGCUCCGGGUCAGGCUAGGCUCAAGCAAUCCAUGUGCUUGCAGAGGAUGGAGGAGAAAUUUGUUGGCCAGGAGUAUCAGAGCAUAACAGAGUUUGUGGCUGACUUCAGGCUGAUGUUGGAGAACUGCUACCGCUACCACGGCGUGGACCAUUGGCUCUCCAAACAGGCUCAAAAGCUGGAGAUUAUGUUGGAACAAAAGCUCACCCUACUGUCCAGGACUCUUCGUGAGAAGACCACAUUGGCAGUGACCUCCAAAGGGCGUUUUGGCGCAGAGGAUGAGCGAGCCCAGGGGGGAACCUCGACAAGGAGGCGAUUGUCAUCUCGAAACCUGGCGACUAUCACUGUAGGUGGGCAUGAGUCGGUCAUGGUGCAGGCCCUCAGAAUGGAAGAGCAACAGAGGGCCAAGGAAGAAAAGAAGCAACGUGAGCUAGAGAAAAAAGAAGCGGAAGAAAUGUCGGCCAAGGCGGUGGAGGAGUGGGAGCAAACUUUGCUAUCGCAGGCGUCCCCCCAAACCAUAGACACUCUGUGGGAACUCCCUGCCAUCGGCCACUUCCUGUGUCUGGCCCAGACAGUGCUCAACCUUCCCGAGAUUGUCUUCUUUGAGCUGGAGCGCUGCCUGCUGAUGCCACGCUGCAGCAGCCUCCUGUCCAAGAUAAUGUCAUCCCUCCUGUCCCCGUGGCAGCGGCGGGCCACCUUGCACCGCCGGCCUGCUCUGCCGUACCGCCGCUGGGAGGCGGAGCUCAGGUUGUGCGUCAAGGGCUGGUACCGGAGUGUCGGCGGCGCCCGCAAUCAGCCAGCCCGGGCCCAGCAACUUGGACUUUGUCACCACUUUUUCCUCAACCUGGGCGAGGCGAGUCCCUUGGAGGAGAAGCCGUUCCACUCGCUGCGCUUCCACCAGCGAGUGUGGCUUCUCAAGGGCUUAUGUGACCACGUAUAUGAGACACAGAAGGACGUUCAGGAUGCCGUGCUGGCCCAGCCCAUACACGAAUGCAGGGAGUCCAUUUUGGGCUAUGACAGCAAAGAUAACGCUUACAUACAUUUCCCCCAUUUCUGUGGGGCAGACUUGAGAAUCUACUGCCAGAGUCCCAGCACACCGCCUGCUUUUCCUUUCCCUUCAGCAUUGGUGAGACAGGUUGAAAAACACACUGAAGAUUUUGAUGUACUGAAGGACGAGGAGGGAUAUCCUGGAAGUGCCACUCAGGUUGGUGAUACCUCUGGUGAUUUGGGGAAGACAUUGGAGUAUUUUACGAGGGAAAACGGGGAUGGACAGGAACAACAUGAAGAAAGGUUUUGGCCCAUGAUGAAAGAGGAAGAGAGGUGCGAGUCAGGGUCGUCGGAUGUAAACUCUAGUGAUGAGUUAAGCCGAAAGUGUCGCACUAGCUCCUUUGUCUCAAGAGGAUGCGGAAAACAAGAAACUGCAGAUAUAGACUAUCAAUGCACGACAAUAGAAGAGGACCUGUCCCUGUGCUCGGGGCAUCCCAUUAAAGUAGAGACUCAUGAUCCUUGUCUGAAUGUAGGGGAACACACGUACACGGGCAGGUCACCCGCUCGUUCCGCGGACAACACAUACUCAACAAGCAAACUCUUGGGCAUCAAAAUGGAGGGAGUAACCCUGAACACGGGACACCACCAAAUAGCUCCCUGUUUGGAAUGUGGCAGAGCUGUCAAAUCAGUGCGUCGAGGCUGUAGCUGCCCGUCUACUCACUGUGCGCAAAACUCCAGCGACGAAGACGAGGUCACCGGCAGAAUGUGGUUUAAAAAAAAUAAUUGCAAGAAAAAGCGAGGCACGAAGCGAGGCAGCAUUCAGGCAGCUGAAUCAUCAUUACAGGGAAUUACCGCAACCAUCCAGAGGAAAUAUAAAAGGAAAAAACAUCAAGAAGGACGAAAAAAGGUUCAAGCUGCAAAGAAAAUAGAAGAUGAGCCUUCCGUUGAGCCGUCUUUUAAGUUGAUUUGUACCAGUCUGCAAGAGUUGCGAGAGCUUAUCAGCAAAACAGAGGAUGAGCUUGACGACCUGGAGAGCACAAAAAAGAAGUUGGAUCGAUGGUACUUAAGUAAAGAAGCUGUGAAAGAUCUCCAUAGCACUCUAAUCAGACUACUGAAUGAGCUGUCACCCUGGGAACCAAAACUUGUGAGAGCCUACCAUAGAAACAGGCUUCGAUUGAAGAAGGAGUUUGAUGAUUUCAAGAGGCAUCCAGAGUACAAUAACUUUGUGCGAGAGGAAUGUAUGUCAUCAUCGUCAUCAGACGAAGAUGAAGAUAUGUCUUUGUUUUUUUGCCAACAAGGAUCAGAAGACGAACUAGAACACGUGGUUCCCAGAGGUCUUUGGACCAGAGCAAGCAGCGGGGACAUUGAAGCUGAAUCUAGUGGCGAGAGGUCACCAACCUUUGUAAUCACCAACCACCAAAAACAUCCAGAAACUGAUGAACAAGUGUCAAUAGUUCAGGCUGACAGCGGUAACACCACUUUUGUCCAGAACAAUGGUCCAAAGUCUAAAUGUGAAAUGAUAAAGUCAAACACCGACGGGGCUGCGGGAAAGCCAGUCCACUAUUCAUCGACAUCCAAAUUUUGUGUCGCCCACCCCACCUCUGGACUUCCCAAAGGGUACACGCCCAUUCCCACCCUGCUUGCUAAGAGUGUGGGCAACAAAGUGACCUUAAUGAAGCGGCCUGUUGAUUACUCAGGGUUUCACAACACAGAUAGACAAAGCAAGGGAUGUUCUAGCUCCGUGCCUACGUCUACAGCGGGGAACGCAAAACCACAACCACAAACUCCUCAAUCCACUUCGCUACAGAACUCACUACAGACACAAGGGAAAUGUGCAAUUAGACAAACAGGAAUGGUGAAAGUGGCAGCAGCUCCUCUAACAACAGAUUGGGCAAAACAAAACCAGACUUUAUUGCAGAAUCCUCUCCAAUUGGGAACUAAUGUUCCAGAGAGGCACAAUUCGGCCAAGAUGUCGGUGCAACCUGGUCAGGACUACUACAGACAGGAGAAGGUCAUGCAGCAGGUGGUGAUUCUGCCCUCCAAACAUGUCAUUCACAAAUCUGAGGAGCAACAGUCAAAAGCACUCAUGCACUUGUCCACCAGUGUUGCUGGCUUCUGCAUUCCUGACAAUGUUCCCCAAGUAGCUCUGCUGAAGGAUGCCCCGACAGUGAAGAUCCCUUCCCUUUCUUCCCCACCUUGUCAACAGCACAGGACCGAAAGCACACCCGGGUUCCAGGUUACACAACAUUCCCAAUCAAGCACUUCACAGACUAUUCAUCAAAAUCCUUCAUCCAUCAUAUCCACAACCACUUUCGCCUCUACUAUGCCCCCUAAACUUCCAGACCAUAAACAGGAACUUAAGACAAUAUGCAUACGUGAUUCACAGUCCAUCCUCGUGACGACAAGAGGAGGCAACACGGGCAUUGUCAAAGUCCAGACAUCGUCUGCCCAGAAUGCAGUGGAUGGAUUGUCCUCCAGUCCUAUCAUCACCAUUUCACCUCAGUUUAAAGCCUUCCUUGUGUCCAAGAGUGCAGAGGCCUCUUCUCUCUCUUUUAAAAAGAAUCCUUGUCCCACCGCAACAGUAGCCAGUGUCUCUAUAGCACAACCUCAGAAGCAGAUUCCUUCAGUAUUAAAGUCCUCUGCCACCACAAGUCCUACAGACCUAAGAAAUUUUACUUUGGGAACACCUGUUGCCUCAGUUCCAGGAUCCCACAAAUCAGAUGGUUCUACAGUUACAAGAAACAUUUACAACCCUGCGCAGACAUUAGCGAAACGUUCUCUGGUUGUAAAUAGUACUGUUGAUGGAAAUGCACGAGCCGAGGUUGUUGGUCAGCCUGGUUUGAAGCGGCCCAGCACAGAGGAGCAACACAAAGUUACAAAAUUUAUCCUGGUUACUCCCUCCUCCUGUGCCUCUACUGUAGCUAUUCCAAAAGAUACAUCUUCUACAAAUCUGCCUCUUGGUUCAAGAGUCAUGGUCAUCAACGAAACCUCUGCAACAACGUCCUGUGCUUCAGCGGGAAGUGUUCCAAAGCAGGCCAUGACAUCAGCGGUUAAUGGACAACAGCUAACUACAUCAUUAUCAAGUCCAUCUCUGAAGAUGGGAUUAAGCCCAGGUGUUGACUCAAAUGUGCUGUCCAAGGGAAAGAACAUCAGCCUCCCAACAGGUCUUCAGAUCCAGUUGUCAGGGAUGACAACAACCAUUGGACAGACCAUUGGUGCCCUAUCACGUUGCACUUCCACAAGCACACCAGUAUCUGUCUCAGAGACAAGACAUUCUCCUGCAACCACGACCCAAUUAGCCCCAUUCACAAAGUCAAAUACUGUCACGAGCUGUCUUAGCCAGCUUGUCGCCAAUGCCACUCUGUCCAGAACCUCUCAACCCCAUUCUUUCACAAUAGCUUCCCAAUUAGGGUCUUUCAUAUCUACUACUGCUACUCAUCCUGCAGGAAGUCUGCCCACAGGUGUAUUGACCAGCCGCCCUCGGGUAACCUCUUCUGCGCAGGGCAACCCAAACCCAUCCUCUGUGGCCACCCUUGCCCAUCAAUCCUCACAUGUGCUGGCUAAAGAAACUACCCCAAUGACAUCACCAUUUCAAAACGCUCUAAAUAAAACACAAUCCCAUAUCUUCUCAGCAACCACCAACAGUACACAAUGUAUGAGCCCUGCCACUGGGGCUAACAAUUCUCAGCAGAGGAUAGUCAUCAACACCUCAAAACACCUUGUCGCUGGCACACAAAUAUUUCUUAAUAAUACCUGUUUUGUAGUUCCUCCCCAGGGGUUGGGUCCAGGUAGCCAUGUGCUCAUCAUCUCUAACCCUUCUCCACAAAAAGUGCCUAAUGUCAGCGCUAGCACUAUUGGAACGGCAGCGCCUUUGCAAGGACUGAGUCAAGGUUCAAUAAUCCCUCAAGGACCAAUUUUACCCAAGUCCCAAGCAGGGUUACCUGGUGUCCCACUCGUGAAUUCACCUUUUGCAGUGUGCUCACCUGCCGUUGGUCCAACAAACGUCCAGGGCUCAUCACUAUUGCCCCCUAAUGUGAGUCUUGUAUCUACUCCGAGCUCACAGGUUUGUGACUCUGUGCUCAACACCCCCCCUCAGUUAGCCAAACAAGCAGCUCACAUUUCCUCAGUCGUAACUGGAGGCCUCAGUCUUGGUUCUGCACUUAUGCCGCCUCGUGCUGAGUGUUCCACUACUAUUUCACCUCUGAAUGCAUCAGUUUUGCCCCGAUUGCCUGCUCCUUUAUCAUCUUUGCCCAGCCUGAUCGCUACUCGCCACUCCCUCCCAGAGGUUUUAGCAACGACCAGGGACUCGUGCAUACAGCCGCCCGCUACAUCUAGAGUUACAGUGUCCUCUAUUACGCAUCUGGGCCUUGGCAUCACCUCAGUGUCUAAGCAGGCACCGUCAGUCAUUCACGAAGUGUUCGCAGGCUCGUCAGCACCAAGAAUCCAGAACCUACCAACAUCAACAGUUACACCAAUCGAAAGCACCGCAGACGCUUUGGAAACGUCAUGUGCGGUUACCUUAUCUCCACCCCCCGCCACAUUUCAACCAAUCACACUGUUGACCACAAACCCCAUCCACCAGUCCAUCGCCCUGACCAAUCAGGCCCUGGUUAAGAUUUCCUUGCAGAAAUCCCCCUUAGGUAUGGCUAACAGUGUAGCAAAUAAGCUGCUCAUCAGUCCCGAUGGUGCCAUUUUGAGCUCGGUACAAUGCCAGGCCAAAGCAGCCGAGCCGAACAUGUACCCUAAAAAGACCGCAUUGAUUCUCACCCCCAACACUUCCAGCAGAACUUGGCGUCACCAGCCGACACCAAGUCAACCAAAUAACUGAGACCACGAGUCUGAAAUAUUUAUGCACUUGUUACUAAAUCUGCUCUGCAGCUAUGAAGAAAAGUAGGGUCAGACUUGUUUUUUUCUCGUUUGAUAACUACUGAGGUUAAUGAAAGAUCUGUGUUUUGGACUUCAUGGCCAGUAAUGACAACUGAGGGGAAUGGAGGUUAAAUGGAGUUCAUCUUUUAUUGUAAUUAGUGCUUUAAAAGCCAACCGUUUGAUAAGGUUCAUUGGUACAACAUGCUACUACUUUAAAUGUUUCAUGGAAGAUAACACUUCUGUCCGUUUGUUCAUAAGAGUUUGAAAAACUACGUUUUACAUUGUAGGAAAUGUAAAAAUACCUCUUGUUGGAUUUGUACUACAUGUUUGAGCCCAUGUAAAAUGUUUUUUAGUCACUUUGUAUUUAUUUUCUACCAUACUGAUUUGGCAACUCUUUGCUAGGUUUGAGGAACAAAUAUGGAGGUCAAAGUGUGGAAAUAAACAAUGCAUCUGUGAGCAUUUAGUUUUUGCGUUUCUUCACUGUACAAAGACGCAUUGUAGUGUUUUUCAUCAUUGGUUGAAACCACAUAGUACAUUGUGUAAAUAUUAGCCACACAAAAUUGUUUAAUGGAUACAUUAACAGCUAAGAUAUAUCGAUGGUGGCAUCAGAUGAACUUGUGCUUCGGUUUCCUUCUUGUCUGGGUGUCUGUCCUCUUUUGUCCUGUUUUUAAGGUGAGUAGGGAGGAGGCAAUGGACCUGAGGAGAGCUUUUCAUAGGCUGGAGGGGCAUUUGGCAUCUGGAGAAGUCAAUGACAAGCAGUGUGUAAUGUAUACGAAACGUCACAUUUAGCA